AUGCUCACAACAUCCGCCUUACUCUUGUCAGUUUUCACUAUUUCUGCACUGGGCGCUGAUGAAGACUACACCGUGGAGACCUACCCAAACCCAAAGAAAGGAAGCUAUAAGGAGUGUAAUCUUCGAAGUGCUGGGCUUGUCUGCGAUCCAUAUGAGACACUUAGCGAAUCGGAAAGGUAUCGUAUCAACACCCAACUUGUAACAUUUGUUACCAAAACCGAGGUGAAUAACAACAAAGAUUUUUGUUCGAAGAAAGGGACCGAUGCAAUGUUUGUUAUCAUCAAUAAGGGCUCCCAAGACUUCGCGGAUGGUCUUCGCCAACACUGGAGCAACAUUGACACCCAAUGCGGCAGAUUUGGUCUUCUUGUUCUUUCUCUUGAUGACCGAAGCGUAUACGGGUCUUUUGAUGAAAGAUCGCCAAUAAAUAUGAUCCAACUCCAAGCGAUCAUUGCUACUGAAGACAACCACAUUAAAACUGGAUUGUACACCACGGCCAUCACCAACAUCUUAAAGGAAGUUGCGGAUUCAAUGACCCCACAAAACCCAGGAACAACUAUCAAGCCACAAACCACCACCAAAUCUUCUCAGAUUCAAUUUUCAGUAUUUUCAAUCAUUCUGGCUUCAGUGUUUACCUAUUUUUUGUAA
This is a messenger RNA of Caenorhabditis remanei, 645 nucleotides long. RefSeq lists its product as uncharacterized. Bases 1 to 645 code for a protein of 214 amino acids. The transcript has 4 exons. NCBI's taxonomy places the organism in Eukaryota, Metazoa, Nematoda, Chromadorea, Rhabditida, Rhabditidae. The record is from RefSeq and is a predicted model, not a curated record. Gene Ontology annotation, cellular component: acetylcholine-gated channel complex.